Symbiodinium sp. CCMP2592 is the source of this 639-nucleotide messenger RNA. Lineage: Eukaryota; Dinophyceae; Suessiales; Symbiodiniaceae. The record is from the annotation of a GenBank genome assembly.
AUGAUUUCCUCUGCCUGGACAUGGGCAACCAACACCAAGAACAUCCGACGCAACAGCAUCCAUGGUGAGGAAGAAGCCAACCUCAUCUUGGAUGAGGCCUUUGAGGCCAAUGACCAGACCACCAACGAAACCACGAUGCAAGGUGGAACGGAUGUGCAGGAAGACUCCGGCUUCCUCCUCGAGGGCGAUGUGCCGGACAUCGAGUCCAAUGCUGCAGCCAUCGCCAGUGGCCAGGCCAAUGGUGCAGCAGCAGCAUCCUCUGCGCAGGACAAGCUGAAGAAGAUCGGUGGCACACGGGCGCAGACGCUGAGGGAUCAGCUCGAGACGAUUCUGUCGAGUAUGCGGGAGCUCUUCAACAAGCUGACUGUGAAGCAGCCCUUCUCAGACUCGUUGCUUCGCUUGUUUGCGGAGACGACGAAGCAAGACCUGAUUAUGAACAACUAUGUCGUGAGGGCAAGGUCUGUGAAAGGUGGUGCUGGCUCAUCUACUGACAAGCCAGCCAAGAAGGAGAAGAGCAAGCCCAAGAACAGUGGCAAAGCCAAGAAGGACAAGAAGGAUAAAAAAUCUAAGUCGGCAAAGGAGAAGAAGGACAAGAAGGAUGGCAAGGGCUCUCCCAAGCCCAAAUCCAAAAGGGAUUGA